Molecule: messenger RNA, 4351 nt
Organism: Bacillus rossius redtenbacheri
Lineage: Eukaryota; Metazoa; Arthropoda; Insecta; Phasmatodea; Bacillidae
Product: PRADC1-like protein
Exons: 6
Coding region: 193-825 (210 amino acids)
Source: RefSeq, a predicted model, not a curated record
AGUUACGUAAUAUCUAUGAGUGAUGCGGUAAUGUAAAAUGUGCAGACGAUUUUCAUAAGUUCUCUUAUACUGUCGGCGAUGUCAGUGAAAUGAAUUUUAUCUUUGAAAUUUUAAUAUGUUUUAGAGGACACUUAUCUUAAUUUUUUUUCAACAUCAUACGUUCACAUUGUUGCAUGUACUUUGAGGUUUAAAAUGGAAAUACGAAAACUUACGGAAUGUUUAGAAAAAGUUUCAAAAGUUAUUUGUGUAAUUCUGCUUUGUUAUUGUGAUUUGUUAUCAUUAGCAGGCAGCAACAUUUACUUGCCGGAAGUAUCCACUGCAGAAAUCAUCGGGUCUGAUGUUUUCUUCGAGAUUAUAGAACCAAAGGAAUUGGAAUACACGUACAGGAUUCGACCAGCAAAAGAUUUUGGAGUGACAUUUAAUGAGACAUUUUCUGGGCGCAGUGUUCCACUGGUACCGGUUGACCCUCCGCACGGUUGUAGCUGGCCUCAGAAUGCUGAGCAGCUGGAAGGAAGCGUUGCUUUGAUCGACAGAGGGGACUGCUCCUUUCUGAGCAAGACACUGCGUGCAGAGCAGGCUGGUGCGCGGGCCGUCAUCGUGACGGAUAGUUUGGAGGACCACGACGAGCUCUACAUAGAGAUGAUAGAUGACAACACGGACCGGGAGGUCCACAUCCCGGCUGGCUUCCUCGUUGGCAAGAACGGGAUUAUGAUAAAACGGACAUUGGAGAAACUUCAGAGGGUCUACGCUGUCAUCAACAUUCCAGUUAAUUUGACGUUCACCUCAGCGUACAAAAUAAAUGAGCCUCCGUGGAUGGUUUGGUAAAGUUAUAGGCAGUAAAUGGAGGCUGACUGAUACACAAUGCAUAUUGAUAUGGUAUGUGACAACAUGAGGUUAAUAUAGUGUCCCUGCAUUAUAUUAUAUUGUACUUCAUUUUGGAACACCAGUUCUGUAUACAUCUACUUGUAGGUGUCAUACAAGUUUUUUAUAUUAUAUUGUGCCGUUUAAAAGGUAAAAUUAACUAGGCAUUGGCUUGCAGCUAUUUGAUAUGUAUAGUUACGUUACAAUAUUAGGUAGUCUCUGGAGGUGUGUAGAUCUGUGCUGUGUGGUUUAAUAUAUUUGACCUAAACAACAUAGUCUGCAUUUUUCCUGUGAUGUGUACAAAGAAUUAAUGUUCCUUCUCACACAAUAUGUUUAACUUCAUUUUCUUGUUGUUGCUGUUAUCAAGGGCUAUUUAUGUGAGUUGAUCUCGAUAGCUCUCUUGCAUUUUAUGUUUCUUUACUAAUUUGAUCACCAUACCAAAUCUAUAAGCAAUAAAAGGUAAUGUAAACAUUCAUAAUUAUAGUAAUUACUUUUGUGACAUUUUACAGCUUGAAAAUUAAGUUAUUUUAUAUUGUAAUAAAAUUUGUAACCAAACAAAUGCAAGAUGGCUAUAAAUAGGAAUAGCCCAUUAGCAAUGACUCUAAGAAGGCAUGUGAGUUGGUGAUAUCAGUGACAUGUAUGUACAUCAAAAGCAUGAAUAAUAUCACGGCCAUAAGUAAUAGUCCAUUAACAUUUUAGUCAUUAGCCUAUUUAGGGGCAUGUUACUGUAGUUCCAAGCCUGCAAGUCACAAGUCUUUAAAUAUACAAAAACAUGUGAUAAGACUUAUAAGUUUAUAACUUAUACAACAACACUGUAAUGUUUAUUUCACUUGUAAAGAAGGCUCUGUUAUGUAAAUACAUGUUCUUCAAAUAGGGAAAUAAUGUUUGUGUCUGCAAUAUUUUUGUACUUAGUCAUUAGAGGCAGUGUACAAACUUUUGAACUCCAGUUUUCUGAUAACUGUGCAUUGUUUUGAAACCAUAAACUAGUCAAGAUACAGCACGGUUUCAUCAAAAAGUUGAGGCAGGAAUUUCAGUAGCAACACAACAAACUUUAGCAGGCUUUUAUGGUUGUAUGUAGGAAAUAGGUCCUGAUUAUUACACAGAUAACUUUUGUAUAAUGCUUUACCCAAAUGCAUUGUUAAAUUGUGGAAUCAUCAAAUAAACUUUCGAUUCAAUUGCUGCACAGCGUUUUGCUUAUUUGUUUGGGUUGUACGACACAUGGUUGUGCACACAGUCUUACUCAGUUCUGAUUGGUCAAUGCUAAGGCUUGGGAUCAAAGCCACUAUCCUCGCCAGGUAAGUGUGGAUGUCUAGCUGUAAAAAUUGUGCCUCUCGUAAGGAAAGUUGUACACCAAGUUUUGAUAUUAUGUAGCUGGGCUGGAUUCCAGUAUUUCCCGGAAAAAAAAGGGAACGUAUCUUUCCCAAAAGGUGGGCUUGAAAUUUCUUUUUUCCUGUUUCUUGAUUUUAUUCUGGUAAAGUGUAUAUACACAUAUGUCUAUGCACUUGAAAAUGCUCUAUUUUGAGCAGUUCAAACUCAAAACAUUAAAAGUGGCAUAAAAAAUAUUCGUAGACACGAUUUUAAACCAGCACUUAUUCAGCAUUUGACACAUUCACCAAUAAUAAAACCUAAACCUGUCAUAAACCUUUGUUUGGUAUCACCUACUGGUAUCUGAAAAAAAUAUAAACAAAAUUGGCUUUGACUACGAAUUACAUCAACAAAAACACGGGAACUGUAUAUUGUGCUAUGGAUAAAAUGUUAACACUUUAGUUGAAACUAUGUUUUAAUUGUUAGUUAUGAUCAAUCAAUCACAAUAGUCAUACAGUAGUAGCUUACUUACUGCAUUUAUCUAAACACUUUAUAGAUGUUGUGACUUAUGCCUUGAAAGUAACAUAAACAAAUGUAAACAUAAAUAAAGAUGCCACAAUUGAGUGGAAAUUCCCUGUUAAUGUGUUUGUAAUAAUAUUGCUGAUGGGUAUGUAGCAGACAUAAAUAACUAAAACUAGUGAGUGAAUAACUUGAGUUAAAAGCAAAUUAGGCUUUUUGUUUGAUUUUGUGGUUAUAAAAUAAAAUAAGGUUAGCCUUAUUUCAUGGUAUUUUGUGGUCCUUCAAAAUUAAAUCCUUCUAUCAAUGUAUAAUCACUAACCAUGGGCCUACACAAUAAAUAGGACAACACUUUUCCUUUGAAAUAGUAUUAACAUUUUUGAAAUUUGUUACCUCAAAUAAUUCUCGAUCCCAUCCCGUUUACCAUGGGAAAUUUUCCCGAACAAAAUUCAUUACCUUCCCAGCUCUAAUAUUAAGCCUGGUAUUAUAGUAGCAAACAUUUUGAUUGUAAUGCUGUUAAUAUUGGUAUAAUGAUCAGUUUCAACGUUCUAUCACAAACAACAACUUUUUUAGUUGCAAUUUUCUUAUAAAAAGUUGAUUAUUUUAUAACUUAAUAACACAAUUUAAACUCCUUCCCUUACCUUCCCCCAUGUUUAAGCCAAAAAUAAAAAAUAAUAAUGUGGCAAGAACAUUCCUUUCAUUCAAUCAGUAAACAUAAGGCAUUAAUGAACUUGGAGGAAGAAUGGUACAAAAUAUAUUUUAGGCUAAGUGUUGUGUUAUUACAGAAUAAUUAUUUUUCCUAUGUGUUCAUCUCUCCUGAAGUAGUGUGCCAUAGUCCCUGAUCAUUUCUCCAUGUGCCUAUUGGAAUUGUAAAUAAUGCAUGUUGUAGAUAUUGUAUUUAAUACUGUUCAGUGCUCAUUUUUGUCUUCAGCCGGUAUUACAAUAGCCCAUCACCUUUGUCUGUCCUUCAGUAAUGUAACCUGCAGCCAAUCAGAUGGUUCAGAACAACUCUUGUCUCUCCAUGAAAAGCUUGGGAAACUCGUAUUUUUGAUGGGUGGACAGAUGGAAUUACGUACAUACAUAAAUACAUACACUGUAGGUUGCAUCAAACAACUGUUAUCAGAAUACAAGCAUGUGGAGUUUGUUUUUGUUUGUGCAACUGUUUUGCAUAAAAGCAAUAACAUUUUGGCGUUAAAUCUCACAUCCAAACAAUUCAAUAAUUAUGAUAAUUUUUUUACGAUAAUUUGCUAAUACAAUACAUAUGAGAACAGGACCUAAAAAGCAAACAAAAUUAUGAUAAAUCUCCGAGAGAGAAAACAUUGAUCAUUGGCUGCACGGGUUUGGAAAAAUAUUUUACAGAUGGAUGAAGUAGUGUUGUUAAUUGCUUGGCUAGCUUCACGGAGCUGACAGACAGAAGGGCAUCAGAGACAACAGGUUAUUGUAAUUCUGACUAGUGGAAUAGUGAAGUAGAUCAUCAUGUUAUGUGUACGUCGAAAAAUAAUGUAAAGACUACCAACAAAAUUUAAAAAAUUAAAUUAGAAUUUCUGUAUUUUUCUUAUUGUUCCAAGAGCACCUAACCGGUUUAAUUUACUAUACAUAUUGUGUUUAAAUGUUGACUUCUGUUGUACAGGUUCUUAAUUUGAGAAUAAAAUUUUCUUAUUUGUUGGAA